Messenger RNA from Achroia grisella, 945 nucleotides. RefSeq lists its product as uncharacterized. Bases 25 to 945 code for a protein of 306 amino acids. The record is from RefSeq and is a predicted model, not a curated record. Gene Ontology annotation, cellular component: extracellular region. NCBI's taxonomy places the organism in Eukaryota, Metazoa, Arthropoda, Insecta, Lepidoptera, Pyralidae. The transcript is spliced from 5 exons. Gene Ontology annotation, molecular function: chitin binding.
UUUAUAUUCAUAUGAACACGCAAAAUGUGGAAGCAGAUAUUUUUAUUGUGCACCUAUGGAUUCACAAAAUCUCUAACCACUUCCUUCGACCUUGGAGGUGUUUUGUCCGGUAAUCGAAUGGCUGGAGUGCCUCUUGGCUACUCGCUUGGUGACGGCGAGCUGGACGUGGAGGGCAUAUGCUCAGAAGCCGGUAUCACUUGUCAGAACUGCACACACGCUGUCACUUGUGUACCCUUACCAGUAGGGUGGUUGAAGUUACCGUUGAUGCAGUGUAGGAAUGGCACCACGUGUAAUGCUAAACUUGGGCUCUGUUCCACGGACCACGUGCCUGAAUGCAACACCAGGCUGAGGACAUACGAACAUAUAUGUGAACAGGUUGGCAUAUUCCCUGAUGCAUUCGACUGCAGGAAGUUCCACCUCUGCUCACCACCAGAAGGACUACCUGAUGGAAGGCACGCUGAAAGGAGAACUGCAUUUUGUCCACGACAUUACGCCUACAAUCCAUACACAGCACAGUGUUCGGUAAAACUACCCAAAGGCCAAUGUACAGAAACUCCCGUGCCGGAAUGCAAGAGAAUCGGCCAAACAGGUGCUAUUCGGUACAGCCCCAACCAUUACUACGUUUGCCUAUCGAAACAUGGCCGUAUAUACCCGCAGAUAUUCCUCUGCCCCAACGGCUGGUUCUUCUGGGAGGGGUUCUGCCGUUCCCAACCACCCAUCGAGAAGAUCACAGAAGAACCUGCCACAGUUAAAGCGGAGACUACUACAGAAGAAGAAGCAUUGUCUAGAGUAGAUAGCUUUUUCUCUACAGAAAGAAGUACGACUUAUGAAGCCGAUACAUUUUUAGCUGACAAAUUCGAUCUCUCAAACUACGAGUCGGUGGACGAGGUACCCACUAGUGAUGACUUCGUUAACUCAUAUGAGAGUGGUUUCGGCAGCUGGUGA